GCGGCUCGUGAUUGGCUCGCGGGCCCGGAGUAAGCGCUGAUUGGCCCGGGCGGAGUCACGAGGGGGCCGUCGUCGCCUUUCCACAGGCGAUUACUGGGCAGGCUCAGUCUUUCGACACAGUCUCGAGCGCUAGCUGGCACCCCGGCGUACGUGCUCCGGGCUCUUCAGUCCCAGCGGCCGCCAUCGACGUCGCUUGGGUUCCCUCUGGGCUCCUCUGCGCCACCCGCCCGCCGCACGCUCCGCCAUUCUAAGCCGCCAUCAUGGUGAAGCUCGCCAAGGCCAGUAAAAACCAAGGUGACACCAAGAAAAUGGCUCCUCCCCCCAAGGAGGUAGAAGAAGACAGUGACGACGAGGAAAUGUCCGACGAUGAAGACGACGAUAGCAGUGGAGAAGAGGAGGAGAUUAUCAUCCCUCAGAAAAAAGGCAAGAAGACUGUCGUAACACCAGCAAAGAAGAUGAUGGUUUCCCCACCCAAAAAAGGUGCAGUGGCCACACCAGCUAAGAAAGCAGUUGUCACUCCUGGCAAAAAGGGAGCAGCUCCUCCACCAUCCAAGAAAGCAGCUACGCCAGCCAAAGUAGUAGCAACGCCGGGCAAGAAGGGUGCAACACCAGGCAAAGCCAUGGUAGUAGUGUCUGGUAAGAAGGGAGCAGUCCCCCCAGCCAAGGGUGCGAAGAAUGGCAAAAAUGCUAAGAAAGAAGACAGUGAUGAUGAGGAUGAGGAUGACAGUGAAGAAGAGGAUGACGAGGAGGAUGACGACGAGGAGGAAGAUGAAGAUGAAUUUGAGCCAGCCAUGAUAAAAACAUCAGCUGCUGUUGCCCCUGCCUCAGAUGACGAUGAUGAGGAUGAUGACGAUGAGGAGGAUGAAGACGACGAUGAAGAUGAUGAGGAUGAUGAAGAGGACUCAGAAGAAGAACCUAUGGAAAUUACACCAGCCAAAGGAAAGAAAGCUCCCGUAAAAGCUGCUCCUGUAAAGGCCAAGAAUAUGGCUGAGGAAGAGGAAGAUGAGGAUGAGGAUGAUGAUGACGACGAUGAAGACGAAGAUGAGGAGGAUGACGAGGAUGAUGAGGAAGAGGAGGAAGAGGAAGAGGAGGAAGAGCCUGUUAAACAAGCACCUGGGAAAAGAAAGAAGGAAAUGGUCAAGCAGAAAGCAGCUCCUGAAGCCAAGAAACAGAAAGUAGAAGGCAAUGAACCAACUACAGCUUUCAAUCUCUUUGUUGGAAACCUGAACUUUAACAAAUCUGCUCCUGAGUUAAAGACUGGUAUCAGUGAUCUUUUCGCUAAAAAUGACCUUGCUGUUGUAGAUGUCAGAAUUGGUGUAUCUAGGAAGUUUGGUUAUGUGGAUUUUGAAUCUGCUGAAGACUUGGAAAAAGCCUUGGAACUUACUGGUUUAAAAAUGUUUGGUAAUGAAAUUAAACUAGAAAAACCAAAGGGAAAAGACAGUAAGAAAGAUCGAGACGCAAGAACACUUCUGGCUAAAAAUCUGCCUUACAAAGUUACUCAGGAUGAAUUAAAGGAAAUUUUUGAAGAUGCUAUGGAGAUCAGAUUAGUCAGCAAAGAUGGGAAGAGUAAGGGGAUUGCUUACAUUGAAUUUAAAACAGAAGCUGAUGCAGAGAAAACAUUAGAAGAAAAACAGGGAACAGAGAUAGAUGGACGGUCCAUUUCCCUCUACUAUACUGGAGAAAAGGGUCAAAAUCAGGACUACAGAGGUGGAAAGAAUAGCACUUGGAGUGGUGAGUCCAAAACCCUGGUUUUAAGCAACCUUUCCUACAGUGCAACAGAAGAAACUCUUCAAGAAGUAUUUGAGAAGGCAACUUUCAUCAAAGUGCCCCAAAACCAAAAUGGCAAAUCUAAAGGGUAUGCAUUCAUAGAAUUUGCCUCAUUUGAAGAUGCUAAGGAAGCUUUAAAUUCAUGUAAUAAAAGAGAAAUUGAGGGCAGAGCAAUCAGGCUGGAGUUGCAAGGACCCAGGGGAUCACCCAAUGCAAGAAGCCAGCCAUCCAAAACAUUGUUUGUCAAAGGUUUAUCUGAGGAAACCACAGAGGAAACGUUGAAAGAGUCGUUUGAUGGCUCCGUUAGGGCAAGGAUAGUCACUGACCGGGAGACUGGCUCCUCUAAAGGGUUCGGCUUUGUAGAUUUCAACAGUGAGGAAGAUGCCAAAGCUGCCAAGGAGGCCAUGGAAGAUGGAGAGAUUGAUGGAAACAAAGUUACUUUGGACUGGGCCAAGCCUAAGGGUGAAGGUGGUUUUGGUGGUCGAGGUGGAGGUCGAGGUGGCUUUGGCGGCCGAGGUGGUGGCAGAGGAGGUCGAGGUGGAUUUGGCGGCAGAGGAGGUCGAGGAGGUUUUGGAGGCCGAGGAGGCUUCCGAGGAGGCAGAGGAGGCGGCGGAGAUCACAAGCCACAAGGAAAGAAGACGAAAUUUGAAUAGAUUAUUCUAUCCCUCAUUUUUUUCCUUCCAUUUGAAAGGACUCUGAGGUUUUUACUCUGUUACCUGAUCAAUGACAGAGCCUUCCGAGGACAUUCCAAGACAGUAUACAGUCCUGUGGUCUACUUGGAAAUCGGUAUAGAUAACAUUUCAAGGGAGAAUACUGUUGGUUUUGACUGGAUAUUCGUAUAAACUUUUUAAAGAGAUGAGUGAUAGAGCUAACCCUUAUCUGUAAGUUUUGAAUUUAUAUUGUUUCUUCCCAUGUACAAAACCAUUUUUUCCUACAAAUAGUUGUUUUUUGUUUUGUGUUUGGGGGUGUAAAGGAAAGCAGAAUGUUUUAUGUUUUUUUGCUUCAGCUACUACUUUGGGACAAAUUAAAAGUCCUGAACUCUG
This is a messenger RNA of Sorex fumeus (smoky shrew), 2810 nucleotides long. It is a transcript of the gene NUCLEOLIN, whose product is annotated as nucleolin. The coding region runs from base 261 to 2420 and encodes 719 amino acids. NCBI's taxonomy places the organism in Eukaryota, Metazoa, Chordata, Mammalia, Eulipotyphla, Soricidae. Gene Ontology annotation, molecular function: RNA binding. The transcript is spliced from 14 exons. The record is from RefSeq and is a predicted model, not a curated record.